AUGCCGAGUCUCAUCCUUCACCCGGUGCGAUUACCGAUAGUAGUUUGGUGCGCGGCCGCAAGCGAAUCCAGGCUUUACAAAAGCAAUAAUAAGAGUACUACCCCCUGCCCAUAUAAUUCGAACCCUCAACUCUUCUGUGGUAUACUGUAUGUUGCUGAGAACACAGAUCCAAGAAUCUGUGCAAAUGCGCUCCACGCAUCGCACACACGACUGAACCUGUCCACUAUUGCGAACGCGGUGUACGUUAAGUCCUGCCAUAGCCUCCUGAAAAUCCGCUUGGUUCUUAAAGAAAAUGAGGGCAAUGUCGUUGCUAGUCUGAAAGGCGACGAGCUUCUCCUAACAGCUUCCCCUGUUAAUACCUUCAGGGUGCGCGCCGUUUUCAUCCAUUUCGCACAGAUCAUCAACAUCACGGAACAGGACGUCAGCCAUUUCGCACAGAUCAUUAACAUCACGAACCUGAACACUAAAACAAUCACCCUAAAUCCGUCAAAACGUUGUUGGAUAGCAGUCGACGGGAAUCCUGUAAUUUUUCCGGUGCCCGUUCAACUCCUUAGCAUUGAACCAAGCACUGAGAUACCACAUACUGAAGUAUAUAAGAUCUUGAUAUUCUUGCUCUGUGACUUAAUUAUCAACAACCAUCAAACCAUCUUCUCCAAUUUCCCAGCAUCAUUUGCAUCUUUCAGCCCAAGAAAACACUCUUCAUCUUCAUCUUCAUCUUCAGCGUAUCUCUUCAAACUUUGCAACAAGCAAAGCAAAUUAGCUCAACAUGUUCAGUCACUCUCAAAUCGUUCACUUCGCUGCUUUCCUCGCCCUACUAUCCCCUGCAUUGGCUACCAGAUCCGAGAUGCUGGAGGCUUCGUGGCCAGGGAUCCUGCCGGGACCGGGACUGUCAUUGAUCAUGUCAAGGCCAAGCUAGGUGACGAGGAUCCAUGGGUUUCAACCACGAGCGAUGAAGAUGUUGCUAAAGGUAAGGAUCGCAGUACAAAUCCCAUUUUUGAGACAUUCGCUAACCAUACCUCUUUCUUUUGCAGGAGGCGCCAAAUCCCUCGGGGAAGUCUAGCGUUCAAGGAAGCGGGCGAAGAUCCAGCGUUCCCAACCGUACGUAAUACGUUACGACUCGCCAAAUCGAUGGUCGUAACUUCUCAGAUUUCCACUUACGGAGCGUAA
Messenger RNA from Lindgomyces ingoldianus, 1167 nucleotides. RefSeq lists its product as uncharacterized. Bases 1 to 1167 code for a protein of 388 amino acids. The transcript is spliced from 11 exons. Lineage: Eukaryota; Fungi; Ascomycota; Dothideomycetes; Pleosporales; Lindgomycetaceae. The record is from RefSeq and is a predicted model, not a curated record.